GGCAACCGACAUUGAGAAAAUGACCGUCGGUGACAGUGCCCGGAACAUUUCGACGUGUGACCUAAAGCAAAAGAAAUCGAAUCAUGUUUUCGAUGGUGCGGGCGAACACGUUCGGUAUCAUAGUGACUCCGAGUCGCUCGGCUCUCGAAAAAGCAAGACUCGUUUCAUUAAUCCCGCCAUUUAUGUGGAGACAGUGGAGUCCACGCAUUCUGUGACGUCACUGCAUACAGACUCUUCUUCUAUUGAGGAUGUGACACCGCACCCUCACACGAGUUAUAGGAGCAAUUCAACGCCCAUGCUAAGUGGACGCGACUCGUCUGCGUCUUCGGGAAGCGUCAAGCGAAUAUCGUGCCGACUGUCCGGCACAAUAACGUACAACAAUGACGACCCUGACGAGGACACCGCUCGGAACCACCUCACUUAUCGAGACGGUUCUGAUACGUUCCGAUUGUCCGUUGCCUCCUUGUCGACCACCACUACAGCUCAGGAAGAAAGGGCACGCAACGACCGUAAGAAACAGGAAGCAUUCAAGAAAUGGUUACAGCGAAAAGAGCAGGAAAGACGUGAAAAGCUUCGGGUUGAGGAGAAACUGAAGCGUCAGUCUGUGCCUGUACCUACCUUGGAGCAGCGAGAAGAGACAUUUCGCCGCUGGCUCGAACGGAAACGUGAACAGGAUGAACAGCGGAAGGCGGAGGACAUAAUGCGUCGGUAUCGGGAGACUGAGCAUAUGGAACAGGAACGUCUCAAGCGUAUUCGGGACAAAGAAGAGAAACUUGCCGACUGGAUACGCAAGAAGGAAGAGGAGAUGAAAGCGAUGAAGACACGCGAGGAGCGGCGCGCUGCGCGCGUGGCGAUCGAGGGGGAACGUAGACGCGUGAACGGCGAACGCGCCUACCGCGAUUGGUUGCGUACCAGUAAGAAUAAGCCGUUGCCCGUGCCACUCAAUCAAGGGGAACUUAGCAUGCGCGGUUCUGUUUCGCAAAUGUACAUAAAUCCUGUUCCAUGGCAAACUUGAUAGGAGUGUUUGAAGACUAUUUGGGUGCGAUUAGUAUAUUUUAAGUAAUUUAUUUUUGUUACUCGCGUCCAAACACUGUAUAGCGCCUCGUUAGACAACAAAGUGCUUUGUUUAUCCCUAUUUAUUUGAGAGUAAAUUUUCAAUUUUGUAUAUCUUUUGCCCAAAUAUA
This is a messenger RNA of Hyposmocoma kahamanoa, 1184 nucleotides long. Its product is annotated as DDRGK domain-containing protein 1-like. The coding region runs from base 20 to 1015 and encodes 331 amino acids. The record is from RefSeq and is a predicted model, not a curated record. Lineage: Eukaryota; Metazoa; Arthropoda; Insecta; Lepidoptera; Cosmopterigidae. The transcript is spliced from 5 exons.